AUGACAUUCAAUAAAAAUGAUAUAAAUACAAUAGAUGAAGCAAAAGGAUAUUCCAAUUAUUAUGGAGUCCUUAAACCAGAAGAAAAGGCUAUCUUUGAGAGUAAUCUUUUAAAACCAAAUGCAGAACAAAGAACUAACUCUGUUCCUUAUCAAUUGGUUAAUGAAAUUGGUAAUAAUAAACCAAUUGAUAAAGUUGUUAGUCAAUUUGAAGAUGUUUUAUUUUAUGAAUCUGAUUAUAAAUAUUUACUUGAUAUUGAAUCAAAAAAAGCAGAAUUGGAAAUUUAUUUGGAUGAAAGGGCUAAAAAAGAAAAAGAAAUUGCUGGACUUAGGGCAAAGGUUGCACCUAAUUUAGUGGAAAAGGAAGAACAUUAUAAGACUUUAGUGAGCCAAAUUGUUACUGAUUUAAAAAUUGAUCUUCAAACCCCAGGAAGGGGUGGUAGAAAAAUUCUUGAUGAAAUAGUUAAAAUCACGAGAAGGGUGGCAAGCUCCACAUUUGAAAUAACUAAUCCAAAAGCUGUG
Messenger RNA from Paraglomus brasilianum, 519 nucleotides. NCBI's taxonomy places the organism in Eukaryota, Fungi, Glomeromycota, Glomeromycetes, Paraglomerales, Paraglomeraceae. The record is from the annotation of a GenBank genome assembly.